Messenger RNA from Alnus glutinosa, 2977 nucleotides. Its product is annotated as pentatricopeptide repeat-containing protein At2g17670. Gene Ontology annotation, molecular function: protein binding. NCBI's taxonomy places the organism in Eukaryota, Viridiplantae, Streptophyta, Magnoliopsida, Fagales, Betulaceae. The transcript is spliced from 2 exons. Bases 165 to 1586 code for a protein of 473 amino acids. The record is from RefSeq and is a predicted model, not a curated record.
UGUUAAGCCCAAGCGAUUUGACUCAGAAAAAGCCCAUUAAACUGAAUCUCUUUGAAGAGUAAUUCAUCUCAAACCCUGCCAAAACCCUAGGAAACUCUGAGCAGCACAGAGCUGAAGUAGCCGAGCACAAGAAGAAGAAGUAGAAGAAGAAGAGGAAGAAGAAAAUGGGAAAGUUCCCACCAUCACUGCGUUCAACAAUCUCAACUACGCUCAUGAAAAAGCAAUCUUCUGUUAUUCCUGCAAAGUCCCCAGCCCCACCCCCGCCUCUAAAUUCCCGUCACUUUCCCAAGAAACCCACCAGGAGAACAACCCCACAACUUUCAGGGAAAACCCAAGACUCCUCCUCCUCUCCCCCACCGUCCCCUUUCAAAUCCCCAAACCUCUCUGAUGCCAAGAAGCUCAUCGACUCCAUCAUCUCCUCCACCAACGCCAGAGUCCUGCUCGACCUUCGCUUCCACAACUCUCUCCUCCAAUCCUAUGCCUCCAUCUCCACCGUCCACGACUCCAUCUCGCUCCUCCGCCACAUGGUCAAGUCCCACCCUUCCUUCUCCCCCGACCGAUUCACCUACAACAUCCUACUCUCCCAGUCCUGCAAAGAACCCGACUGCACUCUCGCCUCUGUUCACCAGACCCUCAAUCUUAUGCUCACCAAUGGGUUUGAACCUGAUAGGGUCACCACAGAUAUUGCCGUCCGGUCGCUCUGCUUAGCGGGUCGAAUUGAGCAUGCUAUUGAAUUGGUAAAAGAAUUAUCUUCAAAACACACUAAGCCUGAUACUUAUACGUAUAAUUUUCUUGUUAAGCAUCUCUGUAAGUCCAGGGCUUUGAGCACGGUCUAUAAUUUUAUUGAUGAUAUGCGAAACUCCUUUGAUUUGAAGCCUGAUCUUAUUACUUAUACAAUUUUGAUUGAUAAUGUGUGUAAUACAAAGAAUCUCCGCGAGGCGAUGAGGUUGGUGGGUGUGCUUAAUGAGGAGGGGUUUAAGCCUGAUUGCUUUGUUUACAAUACAAUUAUGAAGGGCUAUUGUAUGUUAAGUAGAGGGAGUGAAGCAAUUGGGGUUUAUAAUAAAAUGAAGGAGGAAGGCGUGGAGCCUGAUCUUGUUACAUAUAACACAUUGAUUUUUGGGUUGUCGAAGGCCGGCCGGGUUAGGGAAGCUAGGAAGCUUCUGGGUAUUAUGGCGGAGAAGGGUCAUUUCCCAGAUGCUGUUACGUACACUUCGCUGAUGAAUGGGAUGUGUCGGGAGGGGGAUGCUUUGGGUGCAUUGGCGUUGUUGGAGGAGAUGGAAGCAAAGGGGUGUAGUCCUAAUUCUUGCACUUACAAUACGCUGCUUAAUGGAUUGUGCAAGUCUAGAAUUUUGGAAAAAGGGAUUGAACUGUAUGGGGUGAUGAAAUCAGAGAAUAUGAAGCUUGAGACGGCGGCCUAUGCUACCUUCGUGAGGGCACUUUGUAGGGAAGGGAGGGUAGCAGAAGCUUAUGAAGUGUUUGAUUAUGCGGUUGAGAGUAAGAGUUUAAUGGAUGUUGCUGCUUACACAACAUUGGAAAGUUCGCUUAAAUGGCUGAAGAAAGCUAAAGAACAGGGCCAUGCUAUCUAACUGGUCUUGACAGAAGUGACACCAUCCUCUCAUUCAUUGCCACGAGCUCUCUUGUGCUGAGGUUGUUGUAGGUUCUAUUGUUGACUUGAGUCGUCAAUGAGCAUUUCUUGUUCAAAGAAGAAGACUCUGUGCAAGUGUUACAUUACUAUCCUUGGUACACAAGGGCUUGCAGCUGUUUCAGUGAAAUUGGAAGUGGUUGCAACAAAAUGCCCUGAUUGGAUGGUCCUGAGCUUGAAGUGGUUGUCCAAGAAAUCUAUUGUACUAUCCCUGGUGCACAAAAGGCUUGCAGCAGUAUGGUUGAAUUAAUUGAGAGAGCAAUAUAUCGCCAACUCAAGUAGGUAGAGCCAGGUGAACCAUUGGCUGAUGGUAUUUUUAUUUUUUUUGGCUUUAGUUUACCUCCCCAAUCCUCCUCUCAGUAUUGUCAUCGUGUGGCAUUAGUAUACCAUACUAUAAGCUCAUUAUUGUUGAUUAGCUAAUCUAGGCCAUAGUAUUUCUUGUCACCUAGAUACUUGGUUUUUAUGUGGUAAAAAUGUUGUUUCUAGUCUGAUUAGUCAGAAAGCACGUGCGUCUAUAUUGUUAGGUUAGAGGGUUUCCUGGAAGCUCAUAUACCUAUUAUUUACUUAUGUAAUAAUGGCUCUUUUUCUAGAAGCUCAUAAUAGGGUCCACUUUCUCUGUCCUCAGAAGAGUCUAGUGACUCUUUCCCUUUUAUUUUGCUUUGACAUCAGCCAUCUCCUUCUUUGUUCUCUUUCUCUUUCUGGGUUUCAACCUAUUGUCACCUGUCUCUUGUUAUCCCCUCCAAAAAACCCAACUUUCCCAGAAAUCCUUUCUCCUAAAGAGCCCAAGCGACCUUCUUUAUGUACCUCUUUGUAGGAUAUCAAUGGCCAAAAGAUCCUUCAAGUUAGGGUAUUUCUGGAUCAGAAGAUCCUUAACAUUUUGAUGAUCAUGAUAAUGACAAUGAUGAUGAGGGUGAUAAAGAAGAAGAAGAAGAUGAUCUAGAAUAUAUAAGGAAGAAGGUUAUAAUAAGGAUAGUCUCAGCUGGGCAGAGAAUCAGUGCUUUGGGACCCAUCUUGAAUUGUAUUUGUAUUAUUAAUAUUAACAAUAUUAGUAGCAUUGGUUCAUUAUGUUGCUAGGCUGAUGGAUGUGGUAUGGACUUGAGACUGGCGAAGACAUGUCACAAUCACCAUAAGGUUUGCGAGUGGCAAGCCAAGGUACUUUCGUUCUAGUCAGCAGUGUUUGCCAGCGGUUUUGCCAGCAAUUGUAAAAAGUAUCGAACUUUUCCUCUUUUUUGUGUUAGAAGAGCUUAUGUGGUUUUGUAAUGCAAAUGGGUCUUUGUGGUUUUUCUUCUUUGUCGAUUGUUAUGGAUUGCAGUGAAUUGGGUGUUAUUCUUUGCC